AUGGAUCAGAAACGACAUAUUAGUGGAGCACAAGCGAGAAAUUGUGUUGAAGAUAAUAAACUAGAAUCUUCAAAUGAUAUAACUAUUACUAAUAAUUGUUCUACUACUUCUACUUCUAUUCAAUGUACUGCGUCUUCUUCAGAUCAAUCAGUUGUUGAUAUAAAUGAGGAAUCAGAAAAAUCUGAGCUAAAUGUCAUUCCUAAUCCUCUUACGCAGAAUAAUACAAAUAAUUUUAAAGAUCCAGCAGAUUGGACAAAUAGUAAUAUAUGUCUAAAUCAAUCUUUACGAAAAAUCGAAAAAAACGGAGAAAAUGUUUCACGGAAAUGGCUUGUUUAUUCAAUUUCAAAAUUUGUAUUAUUUUGUGCUCCAUGCAAAUUAUUUGGAUGCAGUACUCAACUGGGAGAUGCUGGAUUUAAUGAUUGGAAAAAUGGACAUUUAGUUAUUUCCAGGCACGAAAAUUCUUUGGCACAUAAAAAUAAUACAUUAAGUUUUAUUACAUUACAAAGUGAUGUAGGUAGAAUUGACACUCAAUUGGCAACACAAGUGACUGAUGAAAUUAAUUACUGGAAAGCUGUUCUUCAUCGAGUUGUUGAAGUAAUUAAAUUUCUCGGUGCAAAAGGUUUAUCAUUCAGAGGUGAUAAUGAACAAUUUAACAAAAUUAACAAUGGGAACUUUUUGGGAACGUUAGAGUUACUUGCUAAAUUUGACCCUUUUAUUGCUCAACAUAUAGAAAAAUAUGGGAAUAGAGGGAAAGGAACUCCGUCUUAUUUAUCAUCCACAAUCUAUGAAGAACUUUUACUUUUGAUGAAGAAUGAUAUAAUUAAAAUUAUAUUAAAAGAAUUAAAAGCAGCCAAGUAUUAUUCUUUAAUUGUUGAUUCUACACCUGAUAUAGCAAACAUCGAUCAACUUGUUAUUGCAUUAAGAUAUGUUUUACCUAGUGGUGUACCUGCAGAAAGAUUUUUAAUAUUCAUUCCAAACAGUGGUCAUAAAUCUAAAGAAAUGAGCAAUGUUGUAAUGGAUUUUCUUAAUUCACACAAUAUACCAAUUGAAAAUUGUCGUGGCCAGAGCUACGACAAUGCGAGGAAUAUGUCAGGUCAGUAUUCUGGAUUGCAGUCAAGAAUUAAAAGUUUUAAUUCAUUUGCAGAUGUAAAAAAUUUAUCAGUAACUCGCUGGAGUGCUCGUUUUGAUUCUUGCCAUGCUUUAUUUAAUUCUUAUGCAUUUAUAAUUGAAGCUUUGCAUAGUAUAGUUGAUAAUCAGAAAGAAAAAACUGUAUAUAAAGUAGAAGCUAAUGGGUUGCUUGCAAGAUUAAAAUCUUUAGAAACUGGUUUAAUGAUAUGCAUAUGGAAUUCAAUAUUAAACAGUUUUAAUGCUACAAAUAAAAAAUUACAAUCAACUGACAUUGAUCUUCAUACAGUAUUAGAACUAUAUAAUGGCCUUGAAAAUUACUUGGUACAGAUCAGAGAUGAUUUUGAUGUUUUUGAAAAUAAGGCUGUAGAAAUUACUGGUUGUUCGGAGUAUACCAAAGAUUCCAAGAGAAAAAAAAAGAGAAAGGCUAUGGCUGAUGAAUCAAGAUCUCAACCUCUCACAGAAAUCACAGGGAAAAUAGAUUUUAUUAGAAAUGUAUAUUAUGUGAUAAUUGAUACUCUUAAAUGUCAACUUAGUUCAAGAAGACAAGCUUAUGAAAAAAUAUCAGAUAUUUAUGGGUGUAUACCCACAUUGUAUAAAACACCGAGUUCUAUUGUUAUAAGGAACACAUGUGGAACUUUGGCAAAAUAUUUUAUUGAUGAUGUUGAAAACUCAAGCUUACUUAUAGAUGAGUGUAUUCUUUUUUCAAAAUUAAUUUCCACGGAUAAAAAUGUAAAAUCUGUUCUCUCUAUGUAUAAGUACAUCAAGACUAAAGAAUUAGAGUGUAUGUUUCCAAAUUUAGAAAUAGUUAUGCGUAUGUACCUUAGUACAGCAGUUUCAAACUGCUCAGGCGAAAGAGCUUUUUCUGUACUUAAAAGAGUAAAAUCCUACUUGAGGUCAACCAUGAAGGAGGAAAGACUGAAUGCAUUAGCAAUAUUUAGCGUUGAAGCAGAAUUGGUUGAAAAAUUAGAUUUUAAUGAUACUAUUAACACAUUUGCCCAUCAAAAAGCAAGAAAAAAGAAAAGUAUAAAAUAA
Sipha flava (yellow sugarcane aphid) is the source of this 2160-nucleotide messenger RNA. RefSeq names its product zinc finger MYM-type protein 1-like. Gene Ontology annotation, molecular function: protein dimerization activity. Lineage: Eukaryota; Metazoa; Arthropoda; Insecta; Hemiptera; Aphididae. The transcript has 6 exons. The coding region runs from base 1 to 2160 and encodes 719 amino acids. The record is from RefSeq and is a predicted model, not a curated record.